Achroia grisella is the source of this 1033-nucleotide messenger RNA. Its product is annotated as serine hydrolase-like protein. The coding region runs from base 101 to 1033 and encodes 310 amino acids. The record is from RefSeq and is a predicted model, not a curated record. Lineage: Eukaryota; Metazoa; Arthropoda; Insecta; Lepidoptera; Pyralidae. The transcript is spliced from 6 exons.
UCAUUAUUUGUGUUUGAACUGUGCUAGUUCGUAGAAUUAUAUAACUGCCGUACAAUUGCGUGUAAAUUUUACACUUAGAACUUCGUAUUCCGAGUUCAAAAUGCCAGUGGCUACCGGUACUAAAGUGAUGAAGUCGGAACUUUUAGAGAAGGAAUGGUACAUAGAAUCACCAUGGGGAAGAAUUGCAUUGAUCGCGUGGGGAGACUGUUUCGACCCGCCAGUGCUUCUCUGCCAUGGUCAGGUGGAUUCUGCAGCCUGCUUCAGACCACUCGUCAAGCUAUUGCCACGUAACUACUAUUAUAUAGCAAUGGAGUUGCCAGGCAAUGGCAAGUCGGAUCCUGUGCCGCCAGGCCUCAUGAUGUCAGCAUACGAAAUCCUGUACGCUAUCAAGACUGUCGCAGACCACUUCAGAUGGGAGUCGUUCAUUUACAUCGCACAUUCAUUGGGAACAUUAUUAGGGAAGCUGUACAGUCUAACAUUUCCCGGUCGCAUCUCCCGCAUCAUAGAUUUAGAUCCUACAGCGGCGUACUACACUGUAGCACCCGAACAGAUGCCGGCCUGGUACAAGCACUACUUCACAUCUUACUUCGACAAGUAUAAGAAGUUCAUUUCCCCGAAGGAAAAUGCACCUAAAUACACAUAUGAAAAGGCGUUUUCUAUGAUGAAGAAGAAUCGAGGUCUCACAGACGAAGCAACGAAGACUGCGCUUGAAAGGAUCUUGGAGCCGGCAGGGAAGGGUCUAGUAAGAUUCACGUUCGACCAAAGAGCCAAGCUGAUCACCUUACCACCCCUCCCCCCUUCGUACCUCAAAGUAUUAUACACUUCGAUCCGCACACCCACGUUGUCUAUACUCGCGGAGGACUCAAUACAAGAUGGCGCUUACAAGAUGGCGGACUUUGUAUUUGUUGAAGAUUGCGAGAGACAAUAUUCAGUGAAACGGGUACCAGGAAAUCAUGACGUUCAUGUAAGUUAUCCAGAAAGGAUCGCACCCCACAUAGUAGAAUUUCUACUUAAAUGUAACGAUUUAUCUUGA